AUGUUCGUCGCUGGAUCUAGCACUUUUACAGGAUCACCAAAAAUGGAGCCCGAGAAUCGUUUGAUGUGCUCAUCAUUGAAUGUGCUCAUCACUGGGUCCACAUCGGGCAUCGGGCUACACGCGGCAAAACAUUUCUAUUCCCUUGGCGCCUCAGUGAUUAUCACGUAUCGAGAAGCGGAAAGGGGCAAAAAAGCGGUGGAAACGGUGGUAGAGAGUGCGGUGGCGAUGGAAGGGCAAAGUGUUAUGAUGUUGGAGUUAGACCUUUGCUCACUCAUUUCCGUAGGCAAUUUCUGUACGGAAGUGAAAAAUGCGUUGAAAUCGCUUGAUGUUCUGGUUUGCAAUGCUGGUGUGAUGGGAAGACCGUUUGAGCUAACCACGAACGGAGUCGAGUCUCAUUUUGCCGCCAAUCAACUCGGGCAUUUCAUCUUGGUGAGACAAUUGAUCGAAUUGAUAGAAAAAGCGGAGAAUGGAAGGAUCAUCGUUGUGUCGAGUGGAUAUUAUAAACAGGUCACCGAGAUGCGUACCCGGAAAGAGUUGAUGGGAUUACAAGCCGGCGAUUGCCUAUGCAAA
Molecule: messenger RNA, 570 nt
Organism: Mesorhabditis belari
Lineage: Eukaryota; Metazoa; Nematoda; Chromadorea; Rhabditida; Rhabditidae
Source: the annotation of a GenBank genome assembly